AUGAAUACAAAUACAAAUACAAAUACAAAUAUAAGUAGUAGUGGUAAUAAUAUCAUUAAUACACCCACCACUAAUAAUAAUAAUAAAAAUAAUAAUAAUAAUAAUAAUAAUAAUAAUAAUAGUAAUAAUAGUAAUAAUAAUAGUAGUAAUAAUAAUAAUAAUAAUAAUAAUGCGGUCGGAGUUAAAACUGGUAAAAAAGUGAAUUUAAAAGUUGAAACACCUGUUCAAAAUAAUGAAAAUAGUUAUUCAUUAACUACAAGUGGUACAUUUAAAGAAGGUGAUUUAUUAAUUAACAAAAAAGGAUUAUUAAUUAAAGGUGAAUCACCAAAAAACAGUUCAGUAAAUGAUAGAAAUAAAAAUAAAUCACUUCAUUCAAAUUUAAACCCACAGUUGUUAGCUUCACCAACUUCUUCUGAAAGUAUGGAUUUCAAUCAAGGAUUUUAUAACAACAACAACAACAACAAUAAUAAUAAUAAUAACAAUAAUCUUAAUAAUUUUAAUAAUCUUAUGAAUAAUGGUAUUGAUUCACCUCAACUAUCUGGUAUUUCAAUAUCAACACCAACUUCUUCACAUUCUUUUAAUAAUACAUUUACAAAUUAUUAUAAUAAUAAUAAUAAUUAUAAUAAUUAUAAUAAUAAUAAUAAUAGUAAUAAUAAUAAUAAUAAUUAUAAUAAUAGUAAUAAUAAUUUUAAUAAUUUUAAUAACUACAAUAAUUAUGGUAAUAAUAAUAAUUUCAAUAAUUUUAAUGCAUUACAAUCAUCAUCAAAUUCUUCAUUUGAUAUAAGUAGUAGUGGUAGUAGUAAUAAUUAUUUAAAUAAUAGUGCUAAUAAUCACCCACAUUAUGAUACAAAUUUAUCAUAUGAUUUAAAAGAUUUAAAAAUAAUAAGAGUAUUAGGAAGAGGAGCAGGUGGUGUUGUAAAGUUAGCAUAUCAUGAAACAUCUGGUACAUAUAUUGCAUUGAAAGUGAUAACAUUGGAUAUUCAAGAGAAUAUUAGAAAACAGAUUAUAUUGGAGCUAAAGACAUUACACAAGACCUCUUAUCCAUAUAUAGUUUCAUUUUAUGAUGCAUUCUAUACAGAGGGCUCAAUUUUCAUUGCAUUGGAAUUCAUGGAACUUGGAUCACUAAGUGAUAUCAUGAAGAAAACUUCGACCAUUCCUGAACCGGUUUUGGGUAAAAUCGCAUUUCAAGUGUUACAAGGUUUAGUUUACCUUCACAGAAAGUUACAUUUAAUUCAUCGUGAUAUUAAACCUUCAAAUAUUCUGGUAAACAAUAAAGGUGAAGCAAAGAUUGCAGAUUUCGGUGUUAGUGGUCAAUUACAACAUACUCUCUCAAAGGCUGUAACUUGGGUUGGUACUGUCACCUAUAUGUCUCCUGAACGUAUAAGUGGUAGGUCUUAUUCUUUCGAUUCUGAAAUUUGGAGUUUAGGUUUAACAAUUUUAGAAUGCGCAAUAGGUAAAUUCCCUUAUGGUUCUAAUUUACCACAUCAACAACAACAACCAUUACAACAACAGCAACAACAACAGCAACAACAACAACAACCAUUACAACAACAGCAACAACAACAGCAACAACAACAACAACCAUUACAAUUACAACUUCAAAAUUUAGAUAUAAAUAAUAGUAAUAACAAUAUAAGGAAUAGUAAUAAUAAUAAUAAUAAUAAUAAUAAUAAUAAUAAUAAUAAUAAUAAUAAUAAUAAUAAUAAUGUAUUAGAUAUAAGCAAUGGUGGAUUAGUUGAUAGUGGUAGUAGUGUACCAGAGGGUAUGGGAUUUUGGGUACUUUUAGAUUGUAUCGUAAAAGAAGAGGUACCAAUUUUACCAUCAACUUUUUCAAAGGAAUUUAGGUCAUUCAUUUCUGAAUGUUUACAAAAAGAACCAACUGAAAGACCAACAGCUUCAAACUUAUUAAAUCAUGAAUUUGUAAAGAAAUAUCAAAAUUUUAAUGUUGAAAAAUGGACAGCAAAUUUAAAACAACAACAAUAA
Molecule: messenger RNA, 1983 nt
Organism: Dictyostelium discoideum AX4
Lineage: Eukaryota; Evosea; Eumycetozoa; Dictyosteliales; Dictyosteliaceae
Gene: mekA
Product: MAP kinase kinase
Exons: 4
Coding region: 1-1983 (660 amino acids)
Cellular component (GO): cytoplasm; nucleus
Molecular function (GO): protein kinase activity; ATP binding; MAP kinase kinase activity
Source: RefSeq, a predicted model, not a curated record